Messenger RNA from Gasterosteus aculeatus aculeatus (three-spined stickleback), 2129 nucleotides. Its product is annotated as target of Myb1 membrane trafficking protein. Gene Ontology annotation, molecular function: ubiquitin binding; clathrin binding; phosphatidylinositol binding. Gene Ontology annotation, biological process: signal transduction. Gene Ontology annotation, cellular component: endosome; membrane. Lineage: Eukaryota; Metazoa; Chordata; Actinopteri; Perciformes; Gasterosteidae. The record is from RefSeq and is a predicted model, not a curated record.
GCUUCCUGGCUGUUGCGGCAGCGCUCAUGUGACCGCGCGGGGCGCGCGGGACGCUCGCUCGGAGCAAACGGAAACAAACGCUCUGCGCGUCGGAGCUCCGCGGCUCGCCAGUUUCGUCCGGUGCAGUUGGAGGAGCCCGCUCGGGACUCCCGGAGAUGUUUUCGCUGGGGGAGAAGAUGGAGUUCCUCGUGGGGAACCCCUUUUCAACGCCCGUCGGCCAGAGAGUCGAGCGAGCGACCAGCGUCGCUCUGCAGUCCGAAGACUGGGGCCUCAAUAUGGAGAUAUGUGACAUCAUCAACGAGACGGAUGAGGGGCCCAGAGAUGCAGUCAAAGCAAUCAAGAAGAGAAUCGUGGGAAACAAGAACUUCAGAGAGAUCAUGUUGGCCCUCACAGUUCUUGAGGCCUGCGUGAAGAACUGUGGCCAUCGCUUGCACGUUCUUGUUGCAUCGCAGGAGUUUAUUGAAGGAGUUUUGGUGCGCGCCAUUCUGCCCAAAUAUAACCCCCCAACGGCCCUGCAUGACCGGGUGCUCAGCCUCAUACAGUCGUGGGCCGAUGCCUUUCGGAGCUCUCCCUCCCUAGCGGGGGUGGUGUGCGUCUACGACGACCUGAGGAGACGUGGUCUGGAGUUCCCCAUGACAGAUCUGGAUGCUCUGUCUCCCAUCCACACUCCGAAUAGGAGUAUCCCAGAAAACAGGACUCCCGAUGCAAAUCCCGUCGCUGCUCCCACACCAGAGUCCCGACCCGAAGUCCCUUCCAGUGCUCCCACUCAGAGGACGUCACCUGUGGUCCUGUCCAGUGAGGGACCAGCCUCACUCUCUGCAGAACAGAAACAGAAGCUCCAACGUGAGCUUGCGCUGGUUAAGGGAAAUCUCACAGUGAUGAGUGAGCUGCUGAAUGAGCUGAUACCUGGACAGAGCCAGCAAGAGGAUACAGAGCUGCUGCAGCAGCUGUAUCUGGUGUGUAAGAGCAUGCAGACUCGAGUGGUGGAGCUCAUCCCCCAGCUAAUGGAUGAAGGGUUUAUUGAAGAGCUGCUCGUGGUCAACGAUGACCUAAACAAUGCCUUCAUCCGCUAUGAGAGGUUUGACAGACUGAACAAGGCACAAAUUCCAAAUGAUCAACAGCAGAGCUCUGCAACGAGCCCGAGCACCGCCAGCCGCACCCAACCUGCAGUCAUCACAGCAACCAGUCAACCUGCAGUCAUCACAGCAACCAGCCAACCUGCAGUCAGCAGCACCUGCGUCAGUCUGCCGCAGGCAGCCGACCACAAAGAGGAAGGGGAGUUUGACAUGUUUGCCCAGACGAGAGGCAGCUCCCUGGCCGAGCAGAGAAAAAGUGUCCGGUAUGAAGACCCCGGGGCUGUGGAGGGCCUUGCUGGAGCUCUGGACACGAGGUUGCAGGUCACAGGAGGGACGGCACCAGCCCAAAACUCUGUGCAGAACGAUGUUGGCAAAUGGUUAUCUGGUGAUAUGGAAGACCAGUCUUCAGUUAGUGAGGGAGUUUCCAGUGCAGAGUUUGAUCAGUUUCUGAAAGAUCGGGCGAAGGCAUCGGACCAAAGCGGACAGGCGAUUCGAAGCGCGCCACCCUCCACGGCCAGGCCGCCGCAAUCUACCCGGCAACAGGAAAGAUCAGACCAUCUUUUCUCACUUUGAGUUAGAGGACAAACGAGGCGGCAGGCGGCUGUACAUAUCCACAUACUCACGGCAUUAUAAUGUUAUAUGACAAUCAAUUACAAGCACAUACUGCAUUACGUCAAGUUCCUCUGAAAGCACACACACCCACACACAUAAACCCAACAGUGCGGAUCUGCUGCCUACUAUCAACUCAUUGAUUAAUGCAAGAUUUCUUAGUUAAUUCCUGCUUUGUUAUAUUUAUGUACCAUAGUUUGCACACAUUUCUCAUUCAAUUGAAUAGAAAGUGUGUCCAAAUUCUCACUGGUAGUAUAACUUCCUGUCGCCGUAUUUAUGAAAUAUAUUAUUAUAAUGUUGAUGUAAACAAAAGCUUAAAUUGAAACAAUUGUUUAGAGAAUAAAUAUGAUGUUGAAAUAUGUUUGAUUUCACGCAGUCAUGUGCCUUUGACCGAGGCAGCUGAUUUUGUGUAGAUGAGAAUAAAUCGGGUUCUUGUUCUGCAAA